AUGUCCUUCAAUACCCUCUUCACACAUGACACACCCGAAAGUAGCAGCAUGGGUGCCCAACCUAAUCAAAGGCAAAUUGAAUACAGGACUUCCUCAGGCGGGGAAAAUAUCAUGGCCUUUGCCACUGAGGAAGAUUUCAUACCCAACACUUGGGUAUUCAAGACCAAGCCACAUGUCACUCUAUUGGAUUCCACCCCACUUCAAGUGCAUUUUUUAGCCAAAGUCAUUGAAGAGCCACAUGCACAUUUCACAGACUACUCAGUCACCCAGCGGCAAGAUGGCUAUCAUUGUACAUGUAAUACUAAGACACGAGUUUGCUAUGAGCCAGCAGGAAGGCAGAACAAAGUCAAGAUCACGUCUGAGGGUUUUGGACUAGAUGGAAUACAUGGGCUACCAAAUUCCACCCUCCAAAAUUCUGUCUGUUCCGCAGAUUUGAAUCUCAAAGGGAUGACUGGCAUGGGACCAGACAUGUUCCUGACAGUAAUCUCCCAAGCAAUUGAGUCCCUUGCAGGCCAGCCGCCAAAAGAACUUUAUCUUGUCAAGCACUCUGCCAAAAAUUAUUUUGAUCUACAGUCCAUUGAUUUCUCUGCAGGUGCCAGAGCCGUUGAGACCACUGUUUGGACCACAGGUGGGUUUCAAUUACAUACCUACCCACCGAGCCCCGCUAAACCAUCAAGCCUAUUUCCUCCUGCUAGUGGCACGCAGAAUCGUCAGUCAGGAGAAGUGGAUUAUUCUGCUCCAAGACCAAGCUAUAACGAAAGUUUUGGCCGUCUGCCGUGGUCAAAUGCAGAGUUGGGCAAUCCGUAG
Molecule: messenger RNA, 807 nt
Organism: Tremella mesenterica DSM 1558
Lineage: Eukaryota; Fungi; Basidiomycota; Tremellomycetes; Tremellales; Tremellaceae
Exons: 1
Coding region: 1-807 (268 amino acids)
Source: RefSeq, a predicted model, not a curated record